AUGCCAGAGAAGGAACUUAAUUACAUUGCGUCUAAUGAUGCUGCUUCUUCGGGAGAGAAAAAUGGUGGAGUUACCGUUGAUGUUUUCGCAUACGGAGACCAAAAGGCAGAGCAACACUUGAGCCCCUGGGGAAGAUUUGCUGAUUCUUUCAAGCGAUAUGACGUUGAGGAGUUGGGUCUUGACCCUAACUUGUCUGACGUGGAAAGGACAGCUAUCAUGACUGCAAAUUCCCCUCUUUCUCGUUCUUUGAAGAACAGACAUUUACAAAUGAUCGCUAUUGGUGGGGCUAUCGGUACUGGUUUAUUCGUUGGUUCCGGUAAGAGAUUGCACACAGGUGGACCUGCCGGUGUUUUGAUCGGUUACACCUUGAUCGGUACCAUGAUUUACGUUACUUGCCAAGCCCUUGGUGAACUUGCUGUUACUUUUCCUGUUGCUGGUGCCUUUGUCACCUACAACACCCGUUUUAUUGAUCCUUCCUGGGGUUUUGCCAUGGCCUGGAAUUAUGCUAUGGGUUGGCUCAUUACUCUCCCUCUUGAACUUGUUGCUGCUUCUAUGACUGUUAAUUAUUGGAAUAGCACAGAGAAUCCCGCGGCGUUCGUGGCUAUUUUCUAUGUUAUUAUUUGUGUCAUUAAUUUCUUCGGUGCUCGAGGAUAUGGGGAGGCAGAAUUCGUUUUCUCUAUUAUUAAAGUGACAGCGGUGAUUGGGUUUAUUAUAUUUGGUAUCGUUAUUGUUUGCGGUGGUGGUCCAAAUCAUGUUUACCUUGGUGCUCGUUAUUACUACCAUCCUGGUGCUUUUGCAAACGGAUUCAAAGGUGUUUGUUCUGUCUUUGUGUCUGCUGCAUUUGCCUUUGCCGGUACUGAAUUGGCUGGUUUGGCUGCUGCUGAAACUGAAAACCCAAGAAAAUCUCUUCCAAAGGCCACUAAGCAAGUUUUCUGGAGAAUUACUUUAUUCUACAUUCUCUCUUUGUUACUUGUUGGUUUGUUGGUUGCAUACAAUGACCCAAGAUUAACUUCUGGUACAUCUUCCGCUGAUGCCAGAGCUUCUCCAUUCGUUUUGGCCAUUGUCGAUGCUGGUAUCAAGGGUUUACCAUCUGUGAUGAAUGUCGUUAUUAUGAUUGCUGUUCUUUCUGUUGGUAACUCCUCAGUGUUUGCCUCCAGUAGAACCCUUGCUGCUCUUGCUGCCGCUAACCAAGCUCCGAAGAUCUUCAACUACAUUGACAAGAAGGGUCGUCCUUUAUUCGGUAUUAUCAUUUCAUGUCUUUGUGGUGCUUUAUGUUUCCUUGUAGCUUCCAGACAACAAAGUCUUGUCUUUGAUUGGUUAUCUGCUUUAUCUGGUCUUUCCUCAUUAUUCACUUGGGGUUCCAUCUGUUUCUGUCACAUUCGUUUCAGACAUGCCUUGCUGGCUCAAGGCAGAACCACCGAUGAGAUUGCAUACCUUGCCCAAACUGGUGUCUAUGGUUCUUACUAUGGUGUGAUUUUGAUUCUUUUGGUCUUCGUUGCCCAAUUCUGGGUUGCUCUUUUCCCAAUUGGAGGUGAACCAAACGCUAAUGAUUUUUUCCAAGCUUACUUGUCCGUUCCAGUUGUCUUUUUCUUCUAUGCUUGCCACAAGCUUUGGACUAGAAACUGGAAAUUGUACAUCAGAGGUAAGGAUAUCGACAUUGACACUGGUAGACGAGAGCUUGAUUUGGAAGUCUUGAAGCAAGAGCUUGCUGAAGAAAAGGAAAGAAUUGCCUCCAAGCCAUUCUACUACAGACAAUGGGCUUACUGGUGUUAA
[Candida] anglica is the source of this 1773-nucleotide messenger RNA. Lineage: Eukaryota; Fungi; Ascomycota; Pichiomycetes; Serinales; Debaryomycetaceae. The record is from the annotation of a GenBank genome assembly.